AUGGGCACAUUGAGGCCUGUUGGACACUCUGUGGACGAGAGCGGACCAAAGGCUCAUGUCAAAAAGAACCGCAUCUGUGCAUAUCUUGUAUGCAUGAUUGUGGCGUUUGGACAUGCAGCAUCGAUCGAGCUCGAGAUGCGUCGUGGGGAGCGGUGCAACGCACAAUUCGCCGAUGUAAUCAUGACAGAGGCGAAGUACCGAAGAAUGCUAGGCGCAAGAAGGAGAACGCUUUCAGAGAGGCAAGUCGUGAGCAGCCAUAGGGCGGGACGCAACCGAAGCGUGCAGAAUAAGCUCUUGCCGCAUACAACUUGGUGCAGGGGACAGAAGUAUCAAACCAUGAUCGACAGCGCUGAUCAUGGCGCAUGA
Molecule: messenger RNA, 366 nt
Organism: Pseudozyma hubeiensis SY62
Lineage: Eukaryota; Fungi; Basidiomycota; Ustilaginomycetes; Ustilaginales; Ustilaginaceae
Exons: 1
Coding region: 1-366 (121 amino acids)
Source: RefSeq, a predicted model, not a curated record